CCAAAAACCAAAAUCACAAACACACUCUCCCUCACGCGCAUAUAUAUCGAAACAAGGAUCAGCCAAAAUUUUCGAGGUUGGGAGAAGUCGGUGUUCGAUUCUGUAUCACAAUCCAAUGUAUUCUCGGCACAGCACCUGUAUGAGCUUCUUAUGAACGAAAGUUACUCGCCCAUCUCUUUAUAUUUUUUUUAUGUACUGCUUAUGAAUAAUUUGGUUUUCUAGACUAAAUUUCCAAUGUCGGCAGUACAAGUACAUUCUGUCCUAAACUCGAGGAUUUUUCAUUCAGAGCCCCAUCAAUUGAAUCGUGGGCGGUCUACUCAAGCCUCGUCUAUUCAUGGGUAUUGUUUCCCCAGAAGGAUUUGGCGUUCUGAGAAGUACCCAUCCUUAUUUUUGACUAUUUCACACAAACCUACAUGCAUUACGAGUGCCAUUAGCAAAGGCAGUAAGGCAAACCCGGAACAGAACAGCAAGGGGGGCGGUCAAAAGAAGCAAAAAACCCAGGAGAAUUUGUGGAGUUUAGAUAAUGAAUUGCUCAAGAGAGAUUCACCAAAAAAGGCGGGCAAAAAUCCCAAGAAAAAGAGGGGAGCAGGUGGGUUUUCUAAAAUUGGACGAAAGAAGAACAAUGCCGUACAGUCGAAAACUAUUGUUUCUGCUCCCAUGCCAGUGGAAACUGAGACGGUUCUGCAAACACAGGAACCUGUAAUAAAGCCAGUAUGGAGUACAUUUGUAAGCAGUGUCAGUGGCAGUUGGAAGGGUGUUGGAGCAGUAUUUUCUCCAGUGACUGCUGAAAUGGAGCCUAUUUCAUUGGGAGAAAGAAAUGAAUAUCUCUAUGAUUGCUAUAUUCUCUCCAAAGUUGAAGCAGUUAGUUCCCCUUCUCAGGAAAGCAAACAGAUAAUUCACAGAAAAACAAAUUGGGUUGUUAUGAAUCCCUUUGGAGAACAAGGGCAACGAGAGGUCACCAUCCAAGAUGAUCAAAGAGGGAAAACAUUCACACCUAGUAUUGAAGAGAAGCAGAAUUUGCCUUUAUAUGAAACAACAGUUCUGCCCUCAAGCGAUGUUAUGGAGGAGGAAUUUAUGCACCUGGAGCCAGGUCUUGUUUUUUUUGAGGAUGGCUCCUACUCUAGAGGCCCUUUAGUGUUGGAUGUUAAAGGAUCAGUAGAUGAUUCGAGGUACUAUAUUUCUCCAACAUACAAGAUUGAGCAGUGCCUGGUCAGAGGAUGCCACAAAAGAUUGCGUCUUGUGCACACUAUUGCCUUGAAGGAAGGAGGUGCUGAAAUAGAGGUGUUAAGACUAGCUGUUUAUGAGGAAGAAUGGAUGGGGCCAAGCCACUUGGAAUUAAUGAGUGAAACAGAGAAAAGUUCAUUAAAUCCCAUUUCAAAUGAGAAAAGGAUUUCACCCACAGAGCUUGUUGGGUUAUGGAAGGUGUUUGAAAUUAGUGCUACUGCUAUCUUAGAUGAUUUGGAAGAAGAAAAAUCUGAAAUGAGACCUUCAUAUGUGUACUUGUGCAUGGAAACUCUGAAGAGGAGGAGCCUUCCUGAAUUUCCUGUGCAUUUUGUUGAUGCGGAUGCCUUAGAUUUGCAGGAUGUCACGGUUCUGUGGUUGCCUGGUGGCAUUACAGCUUAUGUUGACACAAAGGAAGAUGGUGUGUUGACCAUUGGUGUUGGAUGGUAUUCUAGUGAUGGCACAAACCUUGUGAUGGAGAGGGAUUAUAGUAAUGAAGGGAAAUUACUUGAGGUUCGUUCCAAAUCUGAAAUCAAGAGAAGAUGGACAGAUGGUUCUUUGCAGUAAGCUUCAAUUUCAUACCUCAACCAAAAGCCACUUUUACAAAAGGAAAAGACUUCUGUUUUACCGGAAUGUGUGGAUGCAACUUUAAAGAUAGUGUUAUUUACUGGAUUGAGGUUGAUAUAUGAUAUAUGUAAUGGGUUAUAAAUGCUUGGUAUGAGAAAAUCUUUUCAUUGAUCUCAAAUAUACAUAAUCUGCUCAUGGUUUGCAAUAAAGAACAUUAUUACUGGUAUAGUAUUAGAGAACCUAAAGUUCGAACUUCAUUACAGAUUACCAUAUAGUGUGACUGGUAUUGCCAUCUUGUAACCGCAAUUGAUGCUCCCCUUUGAAGAAGAUUACAGAUUUUGAUAAGCAAUGCCCUGGUAGAGCCAAGAAUGCAAGCAUGGAUGACAAAACACAAUGAUAGAUUACAAGGUCUUGUUUCCAAGAUACAGUAUUGGCAAUUAUACCGGUUCAUUGCCUUUUGUGUUUAUGUGAGGAAGAAUUCUUUACUUUCUAGUAAUAAAAAAGCUUUAAAGUUUUUUUAACUUAA
Molecule: messenger RNA, 2314 nt
Organism: Cryptomeria japonica (Japanese cedar)
Lineage: Eukaryota; Viridiplantae; Streptophyta; Pinopsida; Cupressales; Cupressaceae
Exons: 5
Coding region: 235-1788 (517 amino acids)
Source: RefSeq, a predicted model, not a curated record